This is a messenger RNA of Priapulus caudatus, 368 nucleotides long. RefSeq names its product atrial natriuretic peptide receptor 2-like. The annotation marks the transcript as partial. Lineage: Eukaryota; Metazoa; Priapulida; Priapulimorpha; Priapulimorphida; Priapulidae. The record is from RefSeq and is a predicted model, not a curated record. Gene Ontology annotation, molecular function: guanylate cyclase activity; peptide receptor activity. Gene Ontology annotation, biological process: receptor guanylyl cyclase signaling pathway; intracellular signal transduction; cGMP biosynthetic process. The transcript is spliced from 3 exons.
GUCAGUAGCAGAGAAACUCAAAUUAGGCAAAACCAUAAAUCCAGAGUAUUUCCAACAAGUGACCAUCUUCUUCAGCGACAUCGUGGGAUUCACGAAGUUAGCUGCCGAGAGCGCCCCCAUGCAGGUCGUGGAUUUGCUUAACGAUCUUUAUACUUGUUUCGACACCAUUCUCGAAAAUUUCGACGUCUAUAAGGUGGAGACGAUAGGAGACGCGUACAUGGUCGUAUCGGGGCUGCCCGUGCCCAACGGCAAUCGACACGCAGCAGAGAUAGCGACGAUGGCGCUGGAACUGCUCAGCGAGGUGUGCGUGUUCCGCAUCCGGCACAAGCCAGGUCACCAGCUGCAGCUCCGCGUCGGCAUACACUCAG